Messenger RNA from Saccostrea cuccullata (small rock oyster), 2332 nucleotides. RefSeq lists its product as uncharacterized. NCBI's taxonomy places the organism in Eukaryota, Metazoa, Mollusca, Bivalvia, Ostreida, Ostreidae. Bases 5 to 2137 code for a protein of 710 amino acids. The transcript is spliced from 2 exons. The record is from RefSeq and is a predicted model, not a curated record.
UAAUAUGCAAGGGACUUUUCCAGUUCUAGAUGUACAGGUAGUACCCGAGCGUUUACAUUUCUUACAUGGGAAAAUGGAUUUCUUCAAACAUUUCCAUGCGAAUAGUAUGGCGGACACACGGAAUAUGUCAGCAUUUGUUUACCACUGUCUAUGUCUUCUGUUUGGGACAUCAAAGGAAGUCGAGGCUAUCAGAGAUGUGAUUUCUGUAAUAAACGCACUGGGACAUAUGAGAAAUUACUCUAUAUUAACAACUGGAAGUCGAGGAGAAGGAUUCAGAACAAUGGACGCAGAUCUAGAUAUUAUGUACUGGUCAGAUGAUUACCGAGUGAUCUGGGAAGUACACGAGUCUCAAUAUUAUAACAAUCUCAACAAAGAACUGAUACUCUGUGACGGUUCAGAAAGCCCGCCAGGAUUCACCUUGUUAUAUCUUCUUUCACAAAUAUCUGACACUGAAAUCCAGGAAGCUUGUGUUAGAAUGAAGAACAGAUAUUAUAUAUCUAGUUCUAAACACAGACAAAUCAAGUGUUCUACACAUUCUCAAAGCUCUUAUCUCCAUGGACCCUGUGUGAGUAGAUAUCAUGGAAUGCUAGAAUAUGAUUUUGCUCACGGCUUUGCAUCGGAUAUUUGGCCCCCAUCUGCUUCCUCAUGGAUAGACAGAAGUCAUUCAUGGCCCCCGCCUCAUAUUGUUGAUGUCAUAGUGAAAAGUGGAUGUCAUUUUGUGGCAAUUGGACAUAAACUAGGAAGACAUGAACAUGAACCUAAUGAAUGGAGAAUUUCUUUCUCUUUAGCAGAACAAAAACUUGUGUAUGCAAUGAACCAUCCCCAGUUCUUAACAUACGGCUUGCUCAAAUUAUUUCUAAAUAGCGAAAUUAACAACGGAAGAGGCGAUGAUGAUAAAUUACUGUGUUCUUAUCAUAUUAAGACGGCAGUUUUCUGGGCGAUUCAACAAAAUACGAUACCCUUCUGGUCUCCAUAUUCUCUUGUUGACAGUUCCUGGAUCUGCUUUAAAAUCAUCCUCAAAUGGGUGUAUGAGGGGGUCUGUCCUAACUUUUUUAUUCCAAGUAACAACAUGUUUCUGAGUAAUAUUCAUGGUGAAGCCCAGAAUGCUUUAUUUACUAGACUUUAUAAGCUUUAUGAGAUGGGUAUACAAUCCAUUCUUGAAACUCUCUCCAUUCCUUCUUGUAAUAAAUGUAUAGAGUUCAUUCGGGGUCCCAGAAUUCUCCUUUGGUCAAAUGAAGAUUUCGAAUUUUCUGAGGCUGAUUUUGAUGUCAAAUUAUUUAGAGAAAUAAACACCCAAGACAGAUUUAUUUAUUAUAAAGUUGGAAAUUUUAUGAAUUUUUUACAUGUAAUAGAAAAGACUUUUACAAUUCCCCUGACUCAGUAUCAUGUCAUUAUGCUACAAAAACUUAUAAGUACUGUCCUCCAAAAUUUGGCAUUUACGGUACAUAUGAAUAAUUAUACACAAGAAAACAAAAUGAAGUACAUAGCUGACAAAAUGUCUCGUCAUAUUCUGAAAUUUGCAGCGAAGUUUGGUUGUAUUUCUGACAUGUUGUUUUUAGCCAUGUAUCAUUACAAGACAUUUAGAUACAGGGAAGCAUUGGCUUUGAUAGAUGUGAUAAAGGUCAAGCUAGCACAGCCAUACGUGAUAUACAAAUCUGAUGUAGAUGAGGAGAAAUAUAGGAAAGCUGUAGGGGGUCAGUCCUGGACUAUAAAAAUGAGAAAAGCUGUAGCAUGGGAUAUCAACCUGAACAAUGACAUUCUUUUCAUCAAAGAACUGAGACCAGAACAACAGUCCAGUCAACAAAACGAUAUGCAUUGCUUAUAUAUACCACCCUUUGUUAUGUUAUACAUGCUAGAAAUUUUUUGCUGUAAACAUAUAGACACAAUCAGAGCAAAAGCAGCUGUUGAUAAUUUAAAGGGCUUAGUUUGCUUUGAUCAGGGACAGCAUAUACAUCCAACCGCUAAAAACAUAUCAUGGCAUAUUUUGGGGAUGUGUCAACAGACGACAGGGAACCUCCGCGAUGCUCUAUUCUCAUACCAACAAUCUCUUAAAGAAGAUCAACUCCACGGUAUACAAAGUGCCACAAAAAUGAGAAUCAUUAUAAUCCAUCUGCGAAAUCACUUUAAAAACAUUUGAAGAAAAAAUUCCCCACUCGAUAGAUUUUUUUUAAAAAUCGGUGUAUAUUUUUUUCAUUGUGAAUUGUAGAGGAAAUUAACUUGAAAUAGUUUAUAACCAAUGUAUUUUUGAUUGUUUGCUCGUAUACAGUGUUGCAUUGCUGUCAAUUGACUGUAAAGGCAUAUGUUUACAAAAUGAAAUGCAAAAAUAAGACAU